This is a messenger RNA of Dryobates pubescens (Downy woodpecker), 8448 nucleotides long. It is a transcript of the gene IGSF10, whose product is annotated as immunoglobulin superfamily member 10. The coding region runs from base 46 to 7860 and encodes 2604 amino acids. NCBI's taxonomy places the organism in Eukaryota, Metazoa, Chordata, Aves, Piciformes, Picidae. The record is from RefSeq and is a predicted model, not a curated record. The transcript is spliced from 6 exons. Gene Ontology annotation, molecular function: protein binding.
CCGUGAAGGAAGGAUGGCAGCAUAGCGUUGCCGUCGUGUCACAGGAUGGGGGCGAUGCACAGAGCCAGGCCCUGCUGGCUGGGCGCCCUCCUGACCCUCUGCCUGGCCACCCUUCCCUACACCACGGCCUGUCCCCGGCUCUGUGCCUGCUAUGUCCCCACCGAGGUGCACUGCACGUUCCGGUACUUCACAGCUGUCCCGCCGCGCAUCCCUCCCGACGUGGAGCGCAUCAACCUGGGCUACAACAGCUUGCUCCAGCUGACCAGAGUGGACUUUGCUGGCCUGGAGAAGCUGGAGUUACUGAUGCUGCACAGCAACCAGAUCAAUGCCAUCCCUGAGAAGGUCUUCAGUGAUUUACAUUCCCUCCAGGUCUUAAAGAUGAGCUAUAACAAGGUCAGAGUACUCCAGCAGGACGCCUUCUAUGGUCUGAAGAGCUUGGUCCGCUUGCACAUGGACCACAACAGGAUUGAAUUUGUGAAUCCCAACGUGUUCUAUGGCCUCACCUCCCUGAGGCUGGUGCACCUGGAAGGGAACCUCCUGAAGCAGCUCCACCCGGACACCUUUGUCACCCUGCGCUACAGCCAGCUCUUUGAGGUGUCCCUGGUGAAGCACAUCUAUUUGUCUGAGAACCUGCUGACUUCACUACCAGAAGAGAUGUUCUCCUCCAUGUCUGAGCUGGAGAGCCUUUACCUUCAUGGAAACCCCUGGGCCUGUGACUGCAGUCUGCGGCGGUUUGCAGAGUGGGCAGCAGAGAGAGCAGAGGUUAUAAAGUGUAAAAAAGGCAGAAGUUCUGGUGCCCAGCAGUGCCCAGUGUGUGCCAGCCCCAGAAGUGGUAGAGGGAAGAGCUUAGUGGGCAUUCCUUCUGCAUCUCUGACUUGCUCUAAGCCAGCCAUAGACAACUCUCUGAAGCUGAGGAACCUCUCGGUGCCCGGCGAUGGGGAUUUCAGCUCCGUGUCCGCCAGGGACUUCCUAGCUCCUGUAGGAUCUGUGGUGCUGAACAUGACCGACCAGGCUGGAAGCCGAGCGGACUUGGUUUGCAGCCUCCAAAAGCCUAAAGAGAUGUCUCCCAUCUCCUUUGAUGAAGAUGCCAGCAGAACAGUCCUCAAGACAUCCUUCUCGGCGGCCCUGGUGUGCGGCACUGACGCUGAGCACAUCCAGCAGCUGUGGAGCAUCCUGGCCCUGUACAGCAAUUCUCCCCUCAAACUGGAGAGGACUGUGCCUGCAGCUGGCCUGCCUGCUGCUAGUUACAGAUACAGACAGGUCCACCCCGAGAAAGAUGAACUUUUCACCAGCAUAGAGGCUGAACUGAGGGCUGAGCCAUCGUGGCUGAUGCAGAGCCAAGUGGCACUGCAGCUCGACAGGACAGCCACCACCCUCACCGCCCUGCACCUCCACUUCUCCACAGAGGCUCAGAUUGUCUUGGCCGGUGCCGACGAAAAGCAGGCGAGAAGCAGCUGGACCCUCAUCUCCAGGGACAACCAGACCCAAACAGAGCACACUGUUCUGGUUGGGGGCACGGUAGAAUUGGAGUGCCAGGCAAAUGGAGAUCCAGCUCCCGCAGUAGAGUGGAUCCUGGCGGAUGGCAGCAAGGUGAGGGCUCCUUACCUCAGCGAGGAUGGAAGGAUCUCCGUGGUCGGGAGCGGAGGCCUCACGCUGCGGCCAGCUGACACUUUUGACACAGGGCUGUACCACUGUGUCAGCACCAACGGGCACGAUGCAGACACCCUGACCUUCAGGAUCACUGUGGUGGAUGCCCACGUGGAGCCCACCAGCGUGAAUGGAGCCCAGCUGGCCGCAGCUGCUGGCAGCACGCUCCACCUCCCCUGCACGUCCAGCGCGGCUCCUGCCGCUGCCGUCAGCUGGGUGCUACCCCAGCAGGUGGUUCUGCAGCGCUCCCGAAGGAACAAACAGGUUCUUGACAACGGCACCUUGAGGAUAGAAGGGGUGACAGAGAGGGACAGUGGCUACUUUAGGUGUGUGGCAGCCAACCAGUACGGUGUUGACCUUCUGGUCUUCCAAGUGCUGGUUAGGAAGGAGGGAGCCCCUCUGAAGGAAAAGCAUGAAGCUGUGGGAGGAUGGGAAGAGGGUGAGGGCUCUGGCAAUGCCCUGCUGGCCUCUGCUACGACACAGACCCAGCCUCCAGCCACUCCAGCUCUUUUAAGAGCUCAUCAGGGCUCUGCUGCCUCAGCACCUAGCAGCAGGGCAGCACCAAGUGCACGUGAAAGGACCAGCCCCAGGGCCACGGCUCACAGGCAUUACAGGGACAGGACAAGCAGGCGGCUCAGAGGACGCCGGAGGCAGUUUGUGUCCUCGGCCAGGAGAGUCGAUCCCCAGCGCUGGGCAGCCUUCCUGGAAAGGACAAAGAGGAACUCGACCCUGAUGGAGAAACAAGGAGAAGUUGCAGCAAAACCACCUCCUCAAGUCCCUAAGUCCUCAGAAGUACCUGGGGAUGAGGAGGAAGCAUCUGGUGACCUCAGAUCGCCAGAAGAGGAAUUCAUGAUGCCAGUAACAGAGAGAGCCACUCUGUCACCUCUGGGGAGAGCAAUGGGAAGUGCGAGAACGGAGGGGCCCGAGGUGACCACAAGUAACACUCCUGCCAGCAGAACCUCUCUCCUGGUUGCAGUCACUCCCCUGCCUUCUCCUUUCGCACAGCCUGCGCCCUCUGACAGCAGAAAGCCACAAACCUAUCUAAACCCUACAACUACAGCCCCAUGGGAAAGAGCUGACCCAAGUGAAACAUCAGCAAAUGCUGCAAACCAGUCAGCUGCAGCUGAUGGAGCAACUAGAGCAGCCAGACUCCUCCCUGCUGGGCAGAGGUGGGUACCCACUGGGGAAAGCAAUAACCAGCAUUUAAACCCCAUGUCUACAACACCCAUGACAGCUGUUACAGCCACCAGCAAGUCUGGGACUCCCCAAACCACAAUGGCAAAGCUUUCUACUGAGCCUGUUGGCAAGACUCCCACCCAAACAGGCCACCACGUGUCUGUAGAGACAGCCAGUGUACCAAGCCCUGAAUUUGAUGACAUUCACUUCCAUCAGACUCAAGAACAAGUAACUCCUAAGCCACCAGAGACCUCAGCUGCCACCAUUCAUCAGCAACCCCAGCUGGUGCAGGAGGCUGCAGCUCAUACAGCCCAGGCCCAGCAGCAGUCCGGGAGACGAAGGAAAACCCCUGGCAGGAGACGAAUUGUUCGACCAGGACAUGCUCCAAGUGGGAAGGAGCACAGGAGGCCAGGCUCUGGGGCUGCAGGUGUUGCACUGAAUGGGAAAUUUGUGCCAGAUUUACCAGGCUUCGAUCAUCUGAGCAGCUCCAUCAGCCCAGUUAGCCCAGAAGCACCUCUGUCCUCCCCCUCCACCGUCAAUGUGCUGCUGGAACACCCAGUGGGGACUCCCCAGAGCACAGCCUUCCUCAGUGAGGAGAACAACAAACCCAGUGCAAAGCAGCAAGCUGCUCCAGCAGUCCUGCCCCUUAUCACAGAGGGCACCCAAGGUACUCCUCAGUGGCAGCUGGAGAGCAGUACUCCAUUUCAGACCGACACCAACAGAGUCCAAGCUUCUAGCCUCAAGCUGCCACUAGUCCACCCUGCUCCUACUGCUACAGAAACCACACAUACCUCAAGCACUAAGAUAUCUUCUACCCUCAACUCAGUCCCUCCCAGCACUGAGCCUAGAACCUCACCAGAAGAUUUCCAAAGAGGAAAAACAACUGGGGAACCUCUCUUUGAAGACAGGGCACCAAAAGAGGGGCUGAAGGAGCAGACAGAUGUGUUUCCAGCACCAGAGGCACAGACCACACUACCUAAAACCACAGCGGCCUUGACCAAAAGGCCUCCUUUGCACUUUGUGCCUAUUUCUACAGAUGGGAGUCACAGCAGUGGCUUCUUGUCUUCAAUCACACCCAUUCCUUAUGGCAAUGGUGAGGCAGAAUGUCCUCCCACUGCAGAGCCACGUUCUUACCCUCAUCCUGCAAGUAGCAUGACCAAAGAUGUGGAUGGAGAAAGUUUGAAGCCAACAGUUACACCGGUAGCUGCUCCUCAAACCAACCCCAAAAUCACCAAAAGCAAAGCAUCCAGAGCAGGGAGGAAGAGAGGCCAGAGGAGGAAGAGGCCUCCUAAAACAUCUGCUCACAGCACAACUGUCAGCCACAGCACCCCAGCAAGUCCCCCAGGGAGCACAGCCAGGCUGGCUGUGACUGCAGCGGGAUCAUCACCUCUGCCUGCAGGUCCCAUGCCUGCAGAACCUCUCUCUGCCAGUGCCAGCAGGGGCUUGGUGACAGGAACACCAGCACAUAACACCCCAGAGGCUCCUCAGCACGUGCCCACAGCAGCCACCCCCUUCACACCACAGGACACCCCAUCAGCCACAUCACCACGCGAUGGCCACGCUGCCCAGAGCCCCACCGCACCGAUCCAAACCACACCACAGCUUUCGGAGCCUCCCAGCACCACAGGCACACAACCUGCAGCACCUGGGUCAGAACCUGCUCAGCAAAUCAAAGCCACCACGAUGGUGGGUGGAAAAUCCUACCUGGAAAUGGAAGAGAGCAUUGCCCAAGAAGACCACGUAGCCCAGGACACCUCCACAGCAAAAACCAAGCUGAGGGCCAGUGCUGCUGCAAGCACAGCUGCCACUCCUUGCAGCACUCAGCAUCCCACCCCACCACCGGCCCCAACAGAAGCUGUGCCACCUACACAUUCUGCAAGAACCACCCCACCUCCACGGGGGGAAUCCAGCUCCUGGCAGAAGCCAUCUGCUGAAGUUACAGAGGGAGCCAACCCAUCCCCCAUCAGUGCCCUGACCGUGUUGACCUCACCUCUGGUUGCAGCUCCACGGGGGAGGGAUGAGGAUGGUGCAGUCCAAGGCUGGUCUGAAAAGAGGCAAGAUCAGGAACCUACCACCUUCAGCAGAAGUCACUUCUCCAAGCCCAGAAUAAUUGGAGGACAAUCAGCUGCUUUUACUGUCCUGGCUGACUCAGAUGCUUUCAUUCCUUGUGAGGCGACUGGUAACCCACGUCCAACCAUACACUGGACCAAGAUAGCAUCAGGGCCCGGUGCCACUGGAGGCCGUGGGGACGGCGGCAGGGACGGCCGGUGGCAGGUGUUUGCCAACGGCACGCUGGCCAUCGCCCGGGCGGGGCUGGGGGACCGCGGGCAGUACCUCUGCACCGCCGCCAGCCCGCUGGGCACGGCGCGGCUCCUGCUCACCCUCUCGGUGGUGGCCUACCCGCCCCGCAUCGCCGGGGCCAGGCGGCAGUUCCUCACCGCGCACUCCGGAGGGCCAGUGGCAGUGAAGUGCAGAGCCGAGGGCAGGCCUCCUCCCGCCAUCUCCUGGGUUCUAGCCAACCAGACACGCGUUUCCCACGCUUCCCCGGGCAGCGCCAAAGCCCACGUGGAAGCGGACGGCACUCUGGUGAUCCGGGAGGUCAGUGUCUACGACAGGGGCCUCUACACCUGCCUGGCUGAGAACCCGGCAGGCACCGACACGCUGGUGGUGAAGCUGCAGGUGGUGGCGGCGCCGCCUGCCAUCCUGGAGGAGAGGAGACAACGCCUCGAUGCAGCCCUGGGGGAAAGCCUGAUGCUCCCCUGCACCGUGAAGGGCAACCCUCAGCCCAGCGUCCACUGGGUCCUCUUCGACGGCACGGUGGUGAAGCCUCUGCAGCUGGUGAAGGCCAAGCUGUUCCUCUUUGCCAACGGGACCCUGCACCUCAGCCACGCGGCCCCCUCCGACAGCGGCAACUACGAGUGCAUAGCCACCAGCUCCACGGGCUCGGAGAGGAGGGUGGUGAGCCUGGUGGUGCAGCGCAGGGAUGCGCCGCCCAGGAUCGCCGCCGCCUCGCAGGAGAUGACUCGGCUGAGCUUUGGAGAUAAGCUGCUCCUGAACUGCUCUGCCACCGGUGAGCCAAAGCCCAGGAUCAUCUGGAGGUUACCCACCAAGGCAGUUGUUGACCAGUGGCACAGGAUGGGAAGUCGAAUCCACGUCUACCCCAACGGAUCCCUGGCCAUUGAGGCAGUCACCGAGAAGGACGCCGGUGACUAUUUGUGUGUGGCAAGAAACCCACUGGGAGAGGACCUGACCCUGCUGCGAGUCAGUGUCGCAAUGACCCCAGCCAAGAUCGACCAGAAGCAGCACCUGAAGAAACUGGUGCCCUACGGGAAAGACUUCCGAGUGGACUGCAAGGCCUCCGGGUCCCCCGCACCGGAGAUCUCCUGGGGCCUGCCGGAUGGGACGGUGGUCAACAACGCCAUGCUGGCAGACGACGGCGGGCACCGGGCCCGCCCCUACGUCCUGUUUGACAACGGCACCCUGUACCUGCAGACCGCCGGGGCAGCGGCCGGAGGAGACUACACCUGCUACGCUCAGAACACUCUGGGCAGAGACGAGAUGAAGGUGCGAGUCACGGUGGUGGCGGCAGCCCCUCGCAUCAAGCACGGCCACCAGACGCACCUCAGGGUGGAAGCCGGAGGCACGGCGCUGCUGGACUGCCAAGCUGCUGGGCAGCCCGAGCCAAAGAUAUUCUGGUUGCUACCUUCUGGCCAGACCAUCUCCUCCUCAACAGCCAGGCACCUUCUGCACCCCGACGGCUCCCUGGCGGUCAGCCAGGUGAAGCUGGCGGAUGCCGGGCAGUACCUGUGCGUGGCUCGGAACCCUGGCGGGGAUGACACCAAGCUGUACAAGCUGGAGGUGGCGGCCAAGCCUCCUGCCAUCAACGGCCUGCACGUGGACAAAGCCAUCAGGAAAGUGACGGCCGUGAGGCACGCCAGGAAGCACAUCGACUGCCAGGCGGAAGGCUCCCCUCCUCCUCAGAUCAUGUGGAUCGUGCCCGGCAACGUUUUCCUCACGGCUCCCUACUACGGCAGCCGGCUGACGGUGCAUGAGAACGGGACCCUGGAGAUCCGGAACGUCCGGGCCUCCGACGCGGCAGAGUUCGUCUGCGUGGCGCGGAACGAGGCAGGGGAGAGCAGGCUGCUGGUGCAGCUGGAGGUGGCCGACAUGCUCCGCAGACCCACCUUCAAAAACCCCUUCAACGAGAAGGUCACGGCGACACCUGGCAAAGCCACCACGCUGAACUGCUCCGUGGACGGACACCCUCCACCCGAGGUGAGCUGGAUGCUGCCCAACGGCACGUGGUUCCCCAGGGGCAUCAGCACUCCCCAGCUCCACACGGGGAGCGAGGGGACGCUCACCAUCCGCAGCCCCGCCGCAGACACCGCGGGCAGGUACCGCUGCGCCGCCAGGAACCAGCUGGGCUACAUCGAGAAGCUGAUCGUGGUGGAGGUGGGCCGGAAGCCCAACAUCCUCACCCGCCCGGUGGGGCCAGUGAAGGCCGUCAGCGGGGAGCCGCUGGCGCUGCACUGCCUGUCCGACGGCAGCCCCAAACCAAGCACCUCCUGGGUGCUGCCCACCGGGCAGGUGCUGGCGCACCCGCAGGCCGGCAGGAGGCACGUCCUGCUGGAGAACGGCACCUUGCUGAUCCGGGAGGCUGCUGCCCAUGACGGGGGGGAUUACGUGUGCAAGGCCCACAGCGGCGCCGGAGAGGACUCCGUCACGGUUGCCGUCGCCGUGGUAGCCUUCCCCCCGCGGAUCACCAGCAGGCCGCCGCGCACCAUCCACACCAUGCCCGGCGCGGCGCUGCAGCUGCACUGCUCGGCGCUGGGAAUACCCAAACCGGAGAUCAGCUGGGAGCUGCCCGACGGCUCCGUGCUUUCCCCGGGCCACCGAGGCCGGGCGGCCGAGCGGCUCCUCCCCCCGGGGACUUUGCUCAUCCGGAGUCCCCGGCCCUCGGACUCCGGCGUGUACAAGUGCACGGCCAGGAGCCGCCUGGGCAGCGAUCUCGCCGUGACCUACCUGCACGUCAUCUGAAGUGAGGGACGCAGCACCCACGGGUGGUGGCCAAGGCUGCAGCCAGGCUGAGCUUAUCACAGGAUCACAGUACCUUAGAGGUUGGAAGGAACCGCCAGAGAUCAUGCAGUCCAACCCCCUGCCAGAGCAGGAUCACCCAGGGCAGCCUGCACAGGAAUGCAUCCAGGUGGGGGUUGAAGUCUCCAGAGUAGGAGACUCCACAACCUCUCUGGGCAGCCCAUUCCUACUUGAGCUGAUCUCAAGUAGGUUUCACCCAAGGCAGUCAUAGCCCUGUGAGGGUUCAGCCUGCAGAGACUGGGCAAGAAGAGAGAGGAAGAGCUUGGGGAACACCAGACCUGGCAUCGGUUCAUUUGGUGAUCAAGCAGGUUUGACUCAAACCAAACUGCAGGCACUUCAGCUCUGCCAGCAAACACUGGGUGUGACGUGCUGGAAAUGUACCUAGAGACCUUCAGAAAGCACAGACCUUUGCUUAUUAGUUCAGUACUGUCCACCUUGUAGAACUACCAUGAGCAUGGCUCACAUAGAGCAAGAGUAUCCGAGAACCAAAGAGCAGGUUUGGCUGUGGGACAGGUCGACCUUCUUGGUGUG